Symbiodinium natans is the source of this 159-nucleotide messenger RNA. Lineage: Eukaryota; Dinophyceae; Suessiales; Symbiodiniaceae. The record is from the annotation of a GenBank genome assembly.
AUGCUUGUCUUCAUUGUGGUUUUCACCAUCCAGGCUGUGAAGUCAUCGCGUGAACCUGAGAAGUUUGACCGGCUGGUGCUCUUCAUUGUCAUGGGCGCCGGGUCGGCUGUGGCUUUGGCCAAAGCUAUCAGCAUGAAACCCAAGAAGGAGAAGAAAUGA